Messenger RNA from Camelus dromedarius (Arabian camel), 2094 nucleotides. RefSeq names its product DNA polymerase delta 3, accessory subunit (gene POLD3). The transcript is spliced from 12 exons. The record is from RefSeq and is a predicted model, not a curated record. Lineage: Eukaryota; Metazoa; Chordata; Mammalia; Artiodactyla; Camelidae. The coding region runs from base 132 to 1544 and encodes 470 amino acids. Gene Ontology annotation, biological process: DNA replication; DNA synthesis involved in UV-damage excision repair; nucleotide-excision repair, DNA gap filling. Gene Ontology annotation, cellular component: nucleus; delta DNA polymerase complex. Gene Ontology annotation, molecular function: DNA-directed DNA polymerase activity.
GCGCAUCGCCCCCGUUGCCGUGGGAAACGACCCGGGACCUGGGAGGAAGGAAAGACGUUUCCCGCCGGCGGGAGCUGCGGUUGUGGUGUCAAGGGGCGCUCAGAGGCAGCGGAUCCUAGCACCGCAGCACUAUGGCAGACCAGUUUUAUCUGGAAAAUAUAGACGAGUUCGUCACGGACCAGAACAAGAUCGUGACAUACAAAUGGCUGAGCUAUACAUUAGGAGUUCACGUUAAUCAGGCCAAACAGAUGCUGUAUGAUUAUGUUGAAAGGAAGCGAAAGGAAAAUUCAGGAGCCCAACUGCAUGUCACCUAUUUAGUGUCUGGCAGUCUCAUUCAGAAUGGACAUUCCUGCCACAAGGUUGCAGUAGUGAGAGAAGAUAAAUUAGAAGCAGUGAAGUCCAAGCUAGCUGUGACUGCCAGCAUACAUGUGUACAGCAUCCAGAAAGCCAUGCUAAAGGACAGUGGGCCUCUGUUCAAUACCGACUAUGACAUCCUUAAAAGCAACUUGCAGAACUGCAGCAAGUUUAGUGCCAUCCAGUGUGCAGCUGCAGUCCCUAGAGCUCCUGCUGAAUCCUCAUCUUCUGAAAAGUUUGAGCAGUCAGAUCUUCCAGUAUCACCUGAGACACAAGCCAAUAAUGAGUUGACCACCAAUGGUCAUGGCCCACCUGUCCCCAAACAGAGUUCCCAACAGCCCAAAGGAAUUAUGGGCAUGUUUGCUGCUAAAGCUGCUUCUAAAACCCAAGAUACCAACAAGGAAACCAAAACAGAGGCUAAAGAGGUCAUAAAUGCAUCUUCGGCAGGCAACAAGGCACCAGGGAAAGGGAAUAUGAUAAGCAAUUUUUUUGGAAAAGCUGCUAUGAAUAAACUUAAAGUCAAUUUGGAUUCAGAACAAGUAGUGAAAGAAGAAAAAAAACUGGAGCAACCUCCACUCUCUGUCACUGAACCAAAGCUGGCAGCCCCUGUGGGCCUGGAGAAAUCUAGCAAAAAAAUAGAGCCUGUUAAGAUGCAGCAGAAGGAAAAAAAAAGGAGGAAGCAAGUGGAGUUUUCUGAUGAUGAGACAAAAGAAACUGAAAACAUGAAAAAGAAGAGGAGAAGAAUCAAACUUCCUGAGUCUGAUAGCAGCGAAGAUGAAGUCAUACCAGACUCUCCUGGGGCGUAUGAAGCCGAGUCACCAUCCCCACCUCCUCCUGCUUCCCCACCUCCUCCUGCUUCUCCAUCUCCUGAACCACUGCCGAAGACCGAGCCAGAGCCUCCUUCUGUCAAGAGCUCAAGUGGAGAAAACAAAAAAAAACGAAAGCGUGUGCUAAAAUCUAAAGUCUUUGUGGAUGAGGAGGGCUGCAUGGUGACUGAAAAAGUCUUUGAGAGUGAAUCCUGCACAGAUAGUGAAGAGGAGCUGAAGAUGAAGACUUCCGUCCACAGACCCCCUACCACAACGGUGAAAAAGGAACCCAGAGAGGAACGAAAGGGUCCAAAGAAAGGGACUGCUUCUCUGGGCAAAGGCAAUAGACAGGUGUCCAUUACUGGCUUCUUCCAGAGGAAGUGAACUGCCAUCUCUGUUAAAUCAGAGACAUCGAGUGGUCAAGGGACAAGACCAAGACAUACCGACUCUCGCUUACUGUGUAAGUUCAUCCAGCGCCUCACCUCGCCUGUAUGAAAAGACUUCUUCCAUUCUGUAAGGUUUAUACGGCUUCUGGUUUUCAGCCAAAAGGAAAUCACCUGGAAGCAAGAGGCAAAGGAAUAUUUUGAAAGUUGUUAUCUUCUCAUGACAUUUUUUUAAGCACAAUCUUUGACCUGUCCAGAAUUCACUCCAAAGAUAAAUUGGAACAGGUUUCAGAAUUAUCACUGAAGCCAUUUCGUGGCUAAUCCACUGCACCCUACUCACCCUACACCCUGAUCCAUCUGUUUAUGGCUCAGGAAGUGAUCCUCCUCGUUCUGUUGUAUUCUGUGGACUUGUGUGGAUAUUCUUUUAUCCCCGAAUUUUACAGGAUACAUUUACCAUUUCCCCAGCAUCCCUUCCCCACUACCACACUUCUGUGUGAAGCGUUUUCUGUAAGUCUUUUAAAUCUUGGUUGGACUAAAGGCUGAAACAAAAA